UAGUAGGACAAAAAACCUUCGGUCUGUUGAAGAAAUAGAGGGAUCACGCAUCCACUCAGAUCCACAGAUUAAAAAACGUAAGAAAAAUAAAUAAACAAAUCAGAUUAGCCUUUUGUGUAACAUCAUUUUUCGGCAAUCAGAGAAGAAGAAGUUCAUCGCCAUGGGACAAGUUUUCGACAAGCUCCGAGGUAAGCAGUGGAGGCAGAAGCAGGUACAGGCGAUAUGUGAUCGGGUUUUUGAUCGGUUUAAGCUUCAAACCGGAAAAGCCAAUUUUACUUUUGAAGAGCUAUACAUCGCUGUGCUUCUCGUUUACAAUGACAUAAACAAGGGAUUGCCGGGUCCUCAUUUCGAUCCGCCUUUAAAGGAUUUAGUCAAAAGCAUGAUGACGGACUGCGAUAUUAACUUGGAUGGAGAAAUUGAUCGGGAGGAGUUCGUGAAGUUUGUUGAGCUGCUUACGGCUGACACAUUCGCAGUGGUGAGUCAGGGUUUGAUCAUAUCGUUGAUUGUGGCUCCGACUGUGGCUAUUGCGACAAAGAAGGCCACUGAAGGUGUCCCCGGAGUUGGAAAAGUAGUGCAGAAGCUGCCAACUUCAGUGUAUGCUUCUCUUGUGACUCUUGCAAUAGUGUGGGCGAAUUCUGAUACAAGUUAAGCUUCUUAGAUUUCAAAAGCUUGCUACCCAAAUAAAUGUGUUUAUACUCAACUGCUAGAACAAGUUCUUUGAGCACGAAAAUAUAGAAACAAUGCAAGUUUUGAUUGAAAUAGUAGUUUAUUUCAUAUUUGGAUGAUACUA
Messenger RNA from Eutrema salsugineum, 790 nucleotides. RefSeq lists its product as uncharacterized. The record is from RefSeq and is a predicted model, not a curated record. Gene Ontology annotation, molecular function: calcium ion binding. The coding region runs from base 161 to 649 and encodes 162 amino acids. NCBI's taxonomy places the organism in Eukaryota, Viridiplantae, Streptophyta, Magnoliopsida, Brassicales, Brassicaceae. The transcript has 4 exons.